CAUCUGUGGCAUUUAUAUUUCCUGUUUAUUCCAUAGUUAAAUUUAGUAGAGGGAUAAGAUCAUGUGGGUGAAAUUAUGUAUUUUUAGUCUUUCUGUCUUGGAAGUAUUUUCUUCAAACCAAUUACCUCCAGAUAUCAAGAAAUGUAGCUCGAAAGAUACAGCUUGUUUGAAGGUGGCCAUUGAAGAUUCUUUGCCUAAACUUGCCAACGGAAUCAAAGAACUUGGAGUUCCUGGUUUGGAUCCUAUCAGGAUACCCAACUUCUCUGUUAGUGCAGGCGCAGCUGUACAGUUGACUCAGAAUUAUAAAAAUAUAGAAUUCUUGGGUUUGAAGGCAACGAAACUUACUAGCUUGAGUGUGGAUCUUGAUAAGGGAAAAAUUUCAAUUGGAGCUAUUUGUCCUCAUAAUGAAUUUAAGGGUUCGUAUAAUAUAAAAGGCAGACUUCUACUCCUAGAAGUUUAUGGUGAAGGACCAUUUUCGGCGAAAUAUGAAAAAAUGAAGAUGAAAAUCGACAUGGACGUUGAGAAAUACAGCAAAAACGGGGAUACUUACCUCAAAGUCACAAAAUUCACGAUGGACGCUGAACCAGAACGUGCUUACUACCAAUUUGACAAUCUUUUUGACGGCAACAAGCUCCUGGGCGACAACAUUAAUAGGGUGUUGAACGACAAUUGGAAACAAUUAUUCGAUGACGUAAUAAAGGACUAUUUGGUAGUUGCUUCGCAGUACUUGAUGGCAUUGACGAAUAGGUUGUUCCAGAAAGUUCCUCUGAAAGAUAUCUUUCUUGAUUAGCACAUAAAUUGUGAAUUUAUCGAACGGAAAUAUAACAUGGAAGAAAAAAUUUUUUACUUCACCUAUAACACUCUUAGGAAUUAGA
Messenger RNA from Coccinella septempunctata (seven-spotted ladybird), 875 nucleotides. RefSeq names its product protein takeout-like. Bases 62 to 790 code for a protein of 242 amino acids. The transcript has 5 exons. The record is from RefSeq and is a predicted model, not a curated record. Lineage: Eukaryota; Metazoa; Arthropoda; Insecta; Coleoptera; Coccinellidae.